CCGCCCCGCCCCGCCGUCCGGUUUCGAUUCCCCACCAGCGCUCCUCCUGCCCCGGCGACGCCGAACAGUGGGAGUGAAUGGCGGGCGCGGGGUCCCUAAGCCGAACACCUGGGGGGCCGGGCCCCGCCGAGUCGGAGGACACGUGCGGCUGGCGCUGCCCAGAGCAUGGCGACCGCGUGGCCGAGCUCUUCUGUCGCCGCUGCCGGCGCUGCGUGUGCGCGCUCUGCCCGGUGCUGGGCGCGCACCGCGGCCACCCGGUGGGCCUGGCUCGGGAAGAGGCGGCGCACGUGCAGAAACUCACCCAACAAUAUUUAAGGCAGCUGGCCACCAAGAAGCAGCAGCAAGUUGGCAACAGAAACCAGAUAGAAGACGCUGCCGAGAAGCUCAAGGCAAGUGGGCCUUUCUUCCUCCUUCUAGUUGAGAUGUCCACGUUUCUCCUCGGACACAAGGUGCAGCCAAUAUGCAGCCAAGGAAAAAUUAAAACCAACCUCAAAGGAGAUCAGGCUCAUGCAGAGUCAAGUAAAAUCUGGCUGACAGGGAAAUUCACUGAACUCAGAUUGCUACUUGAUGAAGAGGAAGUCCUGGCCAAGAAAUUCAUCGAUAAGAAUACCCAGCUUACCCUCCAGGCAUACAGGGAGCAAAUCAAGUCGUGUGAGGACCAAAUUGACGUCUUGAACAGUCUCUCCGACAGGGUCUGCAGUAUCAGCCAGGAGCCCGACCCUGUCCAGCUGUUGCAGGAGUUCACGGCCACCGAGCGGGAGCUGAAGCAGCAGAUGCGCUUGGGGGAGCUGUGCCACCCUGUGCCCCAAUCCUUCGCGCCCAUCAAGACCUUCUUCAAGGGCCUCGUGGAAGCCAUGCAGAGCCUGGUACAGACGCCACUGGAGGCUCGCUUGAAGGACAACAUGAGCUGCCAGCUCUCCAGCUUCUCUAGCACCAAGCCGGACUCCCUGUUGAAAAUCAGUCCCUCACCGGAGCGAUCGCUCUUCUUGAAAUACGCGCGCACGCCCACGCUGGACCCGGACACGAUGCACGCGCGCCUGCGCCUGUCGCCCGACCGCCGGACGGUGCGCCUCGUCCUGCUCGGCCGCCUGGGGCCCGCGCCCGCGCUGCGCUUCGACACGCUGUGGCAGGUGCUGGGCAGCGACUGCUUCGCCGCCGGCCGCCACUACUGGGAGGUGGACGUGCAGGAGGCGGGCUGCGGCUGGUGGGUGGGCGCGGCCUACGCCUCCCUGCGGCGCCGCGGGGACGCCGCCGCCGCGCGCCUGGGCUGCAACCGCCAGUCGUGGUGCCUCAAACGCUACGACCUGGAGUACUGGGCCUUCCACGACAGCCAGCGCUGCCGCCUGUGGCCCCGCGACGACCCCGACCGGCUGGGCGUCUUCCUGGACUACGAGGCCGGCGUCCUCGCCUUCUACAACGUGUCGGACGGCAUGAGCCACCUCCACACCUUCCGCGCCGCGUUCCAGGAGCCGCUCUACCCGGCCCUGCGGCUCUGGGAAGGGGCCAUCGGCAUCCCGCGGCUGCCCUAGGGCCCGAUGGGCGGGACCGCCCUUAGACUUCCCGGGACUCUGGUCACACCCGACCCAGACGUGCGUUGUCCACCGCCUGCUCUCCAAGCACACCCGCCGUCUCCCCCACCGGUCACGCCUGCGGUGUCACAGGUGCUCUCCCAGUCCGGACGUGCCUUAAACAUCGGUCCCCUGCUGCUCGCUCAGCAGACCUCCCCGCCCCCCAGCACUGCCUUUAGUCCGGGUUCCGGAAAGGACGCCCUCGCAGUGGUUCUGAUUCUCCCUCAAGCAAAUCCCAACUGCUGGUCACCUGAUCAACCGAACUUCACAAACAUCUCUCAAAUACUCUGCCAGCCACUGUGGAGGAACAGAGGUGAGCUUGGUGGGAUCCUGCCCUCGACUAUGGGAAAUGCGGACUCCCCUCACCCCCCGACAUUAUAGUUUAGAAAAGUGAACUGAAUUAAGGAGUCAGAUUUCACACACCUCAAAGAAAGAUGAGCAUCUCAUUGGAUUAAGAGGUUGUACUGUGUGGUAGAUAAGCACAGACUCCAGACUCAAGAACCCAGGGCUGCCACUCACUAGCUAUGUGAUCUCAGAUGCCUCGUCUAUGACAUAAGUAUAAAGUCCCAGAGGAGCUGUGAGAAUCAAAUGAGAUCACUCAUAUGGUAAACCCUGCCUUACAA
Molecule: messenger RNA, 2191 nt
Organism: Myotis daubentonii (Daubenton's bat)
Lineage: Eukaryota; Metazoa; Chordata; Mammalia; Chiroptera; Vespertilionidae
Gene: TRIM14
Product: tripartite motif containing 14
Exons: 7
Coding region: 78-1529 (483 amino acids)
Biological process (GO): innate immune response
Molecular function (GO): zinc ion binding; protein binding
Source: RefSeq, a predicted model, not a curated record